AUGAAGGUCGCAUCGUUUAAGAUUGUUUUCAUUAUCCUGGCUCUUAAUGCCUUCCCAUCCAAGCAAGUCGCUUUGGGCAGAAAAGUCUCUUCGACAUCCGAAGCAAUGAGUAUUCUGUCGCGCUGCCCCCAAAGCAAGUGUUUGGUAACUGUCUCCGCCGCUAAAGAAUGCCGGCUUGAGCCUUGAAGUUACAGUACUGCAUUUUAACCUUAACUAAGUCCUUCACCUGUCAAAAAUUACUGAGAUAUUGCUUUCUCUUUGUAAAAUAGACGGAUGCAGUUUCCUGUCUUGCCGGAGCGCAGUACAGCGAUACACAUAAUUCAGGUCAGUGAAGUUCAAGAGGGAAUAAGAUAUUUAGAACGGAGAAAAAGUGAUGGCCCCUCGCUGAGGGUAGUUGUGUUUCAACAACAAACGCAUUUUGUUUUUUUUCUCAUCAAACCAAUACUGAAAUUAACUUUGAUCAUUCUCAAAUUAACUUAACGCACAAUUUAAUUAUUUGGGCUUAAUUGCUGUCUACAAAUAACUAUUAAAAGUCGAGAAAGCAACUUUACUGUAAAGACAGAUGUCGCGGAUCACUUGUCAUAAAUUCAAAAUCUUGUAGACCAGAAAUUAGCCACGUAUUACUAAAAAUAUAUAUUAUUUUUUCACGCUUAUCUGUUUCUUUUGUUGUAGGUCAGGCAAAAAAAGUGGAAAAACUAGAGAAAGAGGUGAGCUUCUAUUUUCAAAUUAUCGACGCUUAAUUCUGGAAUUGGCGCAUAAUUAAAAAAAAAUCAAGAAAGAGAAAGAGCUUUUUUCAUGCCAUUUAAUAUUCUUUACUGUACUCUCCGUUCGAUCCUUUACAAAAGAUUCUUUGCAGUUUGUUUUUCCUCAGAUGUUUUCUGCAAAAUUGUUGAUUCAACAUACAGUGAAUAAACAGAGAAAUGGUUAAUUACCACUUUUUUGGGCUGAUUUAUUUUGUUUGGCCUCGUAGUUGAGGUUUAUAUUAAAGAGCAAUAAACACCAAGUCCCGCUAAUCCUAAUUGGAGAUUUCUACCUCAUUUUGCUAUAUAAAGCCUAAAUUUCAACUAAAAACUCUUAAUAAACUUAAUUAAGUCUACGUCCCCUACUCAGCAUUAGCUACUAGCUAGUCCCUUUUAGAUAAAGUUACCGAUCUAUUUACUUUGCUUUUUAAAGUUAUUCAUGUGCAUCAUGAAGUAUAAGAAUACUUUCAAAACUAGUGAUUGAUUCAUCAUAUUUUUUCAGGAAAAAUAAGCCGUUGUUUUUUACCAAAGUAAGGUUACAAACCACUUGGCAUUCUCCACUUUCCCUUUUAUAGAAAGUGUGGGCAAUAAAAUCACUUUUCCUGCUAUCAAAGAGAGAAAGUGAGUUUGUUUAGAAGCAAGUAAGCAACAAGUCAACGCGUUCCUUUCAUUUUGUUCUGUUUUUCGUUCUUGGAAUCCUUUUCAGGUCGCCAACUUAAAAGCAGAACUCGCAAAAGCGGGCAAACCUUCUGGCUUCGCUAAGCUCGACAGCAAUGGCCGUCUGCCCCACAACCUUCUUGAAGCAGGUUAUGAUAAAUACUCUGCGUACGACUUGGCGUGGCAGUCUCUCCACAUGGCGGCUGCUGCUGCCUGCAGAGGGAGCACAUCCUCAGGAGGGACUGGUUGCUGUGACAACAAGGUGAUGACCAGAAACACCGCUGAGAGGAAGACUUGUGCUCAGAUUUGUGCCCAGACUGCUUACCGCAACUGUGACGCAGAGGUUUCUAUAUAUGGAAAGAAAGGCAAGGCCACAAAGAACGGAAUGGUCGUUGGCGCGUUUUACAACUACCAUUGUAACCGUGCAUCCAACGGAGGCAGUGAGGUGUCUAGUUCUGACGAAACUGUCAUGAACUACAGUUAUCCUUAUUUCAGCUUCUGUUGCUGUCGAAAGUAG
This is a messenger RNA of Porites evermanni, 1914 nucleotides long. Lineage: Eukaryota; Metazoa; Cnidaria; Anthozoa; Scleractinia; Poritidae. The record is from the annotation of a GenBank genome assembly.